Molecule: messenger RNA, 3337 nt
Organism: Nothobranchius furzeri (turquoise killifish)
Lineage: Eukaryota; Metazoa; Chordata; Actinopteri; Cyprinodontiformes; Nothobranchiidae
Gene: pdgfd
Product: platelet derived growth factor d
Biological process (GO): positive regulation of ERK1 and ERK2 cascade; platelet-derived growth factor receptor signaling pathway; positive regulation of protein autophosphorylation
Cellular component (GO): membrane
Molecular function (GO): platelet-derived growth factor receptor binding; growth factor activity
Source: RefSeq, a predicted model, not a curated record
UAUUUUUCAACAACUGGGCAUCUUUUAAUUUGUUUACAACAUUUCGACGGAUGUUUCCAGAGAUUAAUGGUACAACCUACACAUCGUCCCUUUAAUGCAACAUUAGGAGUUCCAGUUUUUUUUUCUUCAGAUUCCUUUAACAUAUUUGCUUUUGCUAGAAAUGUCUAUUUGUCCACCUUUUCUACUGAAAAAGCUGGCCAGCUCAUUUUUGAAGCUCCAAAUAGUCUGGAAAUGACACAAGUUACUUUUUUACUCAAACUUGGUGAUUUAUAAAGAAAACUUUACGGGAAAAUGUGGCAAAGUCUGACCCUGGUGUAAGGACACGAGGAGACGGCAGACCCUCACACACACGCACGCACACACACACACAUCGUGAGCGCGCACAGAGUUGGUGAAGUUUGGCGCGCGCUGACAGCCCGUGCGUUAAACAGAAACUAUUUCUGAGCGACUGGAUAGAAUGUUAGUCUUCACGGUGAUAAGAAGACCGGCGCCUCUAAUCUGAUGUGUGACCGUGAACGGAGCUACAUUACCCUCCACCUGCCGCUGUGCUCCAGAGUUCCUCCGCAGUCGCUGUUUCCCGCUGCAGGCGCUCAACUUUCACGGGAAGGCGAAUUCUUCCAUACUUUGGCACUUUUAUUGGCACAGGACGGGGACAUCGUGUCCACAUCUGUACUCCCGGGACUUAAGUUAUAUCUUGAUCUACUUUCAGACGGGAACUGGUUAAACCAGGAAGCCGUGAGUAGGUUUUGUUUUGAGCCACCGCCGGGUAAAGAAGCGCUAUGAAGGGGCCGGUGAUCUUCCAGAUGUGGAUGCUUUUAUUAUUGACUCUGAGCAGAGUCGGGAGGGCUCAGGUCGCUACUGCUAAAGUGCUGAGAGGCACCUCCAGGAGAGAAGACUUGUACCACAAGGAGGAAAACCUCACGGUAUCACCGGCGGGUGGAGUCAUCCUCAGCCCACGCUACCCCAACGCUUAUCCACGCAACCUGCUGUUGUCAUGGAAACUGCUGUCACCACCGGGGAGUCAAAUACACCUUGAGUUUGACGGACAGUUUGGCCUGGAGGAUCCCGAAAACGGAGUGUGCAGGUACGACUACAUUGAAUUAGAGGACCAAUCAGAAACCAGCACCAUAAUCUGGGGUCGGUGGUGUGGCCAGAAAACACCGCCGAGUCUGACCUCUAAAACCAACAAGCUGCGAAUCACCUUCAAGUCUGACGACUACUUUGUGGCAAAGCCGGGAUUCAAAGCCUACUACUCCCUGGUGAUCGCCUCUUCUCUCCCUGCUUCCAACACCAACUGGGAGGCAGUCACUGCACCCAUCAUGUCGGACAUGGCUGCAAAAGGCACACCAACGACAGCGGUACCUUUGUCGCUGGAGGAUUUGGACAAAACCAUAGCUGCCUUUGACACAGUGGAACAGCUUCUCAAAUCUUUGAACCCAGAAACAUGGAGACAAGACCUGGACAGCAUCUACUCUCAGACAUACAUUUAUUAUAGAUCCAGAGCCUACCAUCUGGCCAGCAAACACAACAAAGUUGAUCUGAACCGUCUCUAUGACGACGUCAAGCGAUACAGCUGCACUCCUCGCAACUACUCCGUGAACUUGCGGGAAGAGCUGAAGGCCACCAAUGCCGUCUUCUUCCCUCGGUGCCUGUUGGUGCAACGCUGUGGAGGAAACUGUGGCUGUGGGACAAAUGACUGGAAUACUGGCUGCACAUGUCGGCCCUCGAAAACAUCAACCAAGCUACACGAGGUGCUGAAGUACGCCCCGCAGACGAGUCUGUACAAGAACCCGCUGAGGCAGCGGUUGCGCUGGGUCAUCGAUGAAAUCUUCCUUUCCCAUCAUGAAACAUGCGAGUGUUCCUGUCCCUUCCAGUCUCCUCGCUAGGACACUUUUUUGGGAGUUUUCACGUCUGGAACAGAUGGAUCGCAAUUGACCUGUUUUUGAAAAAACUGAAUGUAUCAAAGAGCACUGCUGACAAAAAUGCAGCAAAGAAGAGGUCGAUGACUGACCGAGCUUGUAUUCCACUCAAAGACAUUAAAUAUUAGAAAACCGUUUAACUUUAUUUCUGUGCGUGGGCCAUGCCACUCUUUAUGAAUGAGGAAACGCUUCCAGCCAAAGAUAUUUGCACAUGUAAACACAUGAGGUGCUAAACUAGUAAUGGAGCAUCUGCAACGCAAUCAGAUAUCGAGUCAAAAAUUGGUUUUCCUUUCAAAUCUGUAUAUUGGACUCCAUAAGUACAGUUAAAAUUAUGUUUGAGGAUUUUAUAGUGUACCAGGUGGGCUUAGUUGAUCAUCAGCCAUAUAAACUGUUUUCUUUUGAAUUCAGAGACAGUUUCUAGAAACUUUAGGCAGGAGGAGGAGGCCGAGAUGAGUAAGUGAUAGACAGAAGGAUGGAGGAAUCCAAAAUAACACAUUUUUAGAUGCAAAAUUAGGCUUAUUAAAAUUGAUCAGAUCUAAAAUACACCCCCCCCCACACACACACACACAGCAAUAUAAAGUCAAAUUCUUUAAUCGUGUCUGCAAAAGUAUUGCUUUUUUCCCAAAUUUCCAUCCAGACAUGCAUGCUCCUUCUUGUGCAUUUGUCCAACCACACACCUGAUUUCUUUGACAUGCCCUCAGUCUGUAACACACACUCUUGUAGCUCACAGACUUCAUCACUCAGCCUGUUACACAUCAAAGCGAAAAGCCAGAUCUGGCUGAAGCAAUGUGCCCGGUUUUCAGAGCGUUCCUGGCAUUCCAGUGGCUGAGCGGAAUUCUGCUGCAGCGGAUAAAACCGUGAACCUCAGACCCUCAGGUAGAGAGGCUAAGAGGAAGUUUUUAGGAAAGGUGUCUAACAAGCCACGUGUCUAUUUGUAGACUCCCAGAACUCAAGGAUGAGAAACACGUUUUAGAGCAGUGCUGUAUGUCUCUGCUGGAAAGUGACUUUCAAUGUGUGUGUGUGUCCUAGUCACCAUCCAACAACUCAGGAAGCGGUUCUUUUGUUUAGGGGGUGGAGUGUUUCCUACCAGUCUGUGAAAGCUGGCAGCAGAUGCAGGUUGGUUUGUGCGUUUGAAGGUAACUUUGUCGGGGAUUCCCUAGCAAUGGGGCAGAAAUUCUAAUAUCCUCACAAAUGAUCCAGCUGUGCAUCCAUCAUCUCUCCUUCAUCAACCCCUCAAUCCAACCGUCCAAACAAUCAAGCAGAAUUUAGGCUGAGGAAAUGGGAUUUUACUCACUGCUUUUGUUCAAAAGGACAAGGAAGGUGGAAAAAAGUAGACAUGGAAGCAAUUCAUCAGUGAAACCUAAUCAGAGCAGCAUUUAGACAUGAAUGUGGAGUCACGGCUAUUGUUCACCGGGGGG